Molecule: messenger RNA, 1020 nt
Organism: Aspergillus puulaauensis
Lineage: Eukaryota; Fungi; Ascomycota; Eurotiomycetes; Eurotiales; Aspergillaceae
Exons: 2
Coding region: 1-1020 (339 amino acids)
Source: RefSeq, a predicted model, not a curated record
AUGUUUGUCCGGUCGCGCCGCCUGCUGCUGAUUACAGUCGCUCUGGGUCUCUGCUUCUUUCUGCUCCACCGACCAGCGAAUCCGCGAGUGGUCGAUCGUCCGCCGCAAGACCACGCUGGCAACAGCACGAUAGGCUUUCAACAAAUAUUCGCCCUGUCGCACCGCCCCUCAUGGCGCACCCGUGGGCUCGACGCUGCUGCUAACCUGACGGGGCUGGACAUCACCAUCCCACCACAGCCCCCCGUGGACGAUCGUCUUGCUGAGGCGUUUGCAAGCAUCGAGCCCCACAUUGUCGAUGCGCAGCAGCCAGCGCCCGGGGCAAGCAAGGCAUGGCUCGCACAUCUGGACUUGCUCAAGCAUGUCUACCAGUUGGGCGUUGAAACUGCCUUGAUCCUCGAGGACGACGCCGACUGGGACACGGCACUACAUCAACAAAUGCAAAACAUCUCUCUGGCGGUGCGCAAUCUGACCAACGUUGCAGAGACCGACUUGACGCCUUAUGGUGAUAGCUGGGACGUGCUCUGGCUUGGGCAUUGCGGCGAACAGUGGGAUGACCAGCUCGAGACCGUAGUCUUUGACGACGCCCAUGUGAACCCGCAUCAAGACUACCAUGGCUUCUGGCCGGACGAGCUGGCUCGUCUACCGGAUCUCAAGCGGGCAGUCUACUGGUCCUCCAGCCCCGUCUGUACCUUUGCGUACGCUGUCUCCCACGAGGGCGCCCGGAAGAUUCUGCAUGUGGCCGGCGCUGGCCAGGAUGAGGCGUUUGAUGUCAAGCUGCAGCACGAAUGCCAGAGCCAGCGCCUUGCGUGUAUCUCGGUGGUGCCAGAAGUCUUUCACCAGUACUUCCCGCCGCCCGAGUUUGACGUCAAGAGCGAUGUGGAUAUUGGCAACCACAAGAGCAAGGACAAUGCGGCGCAGGACGAAGCAUUCGAAUCGCUUAUGGGCUCUACCGAGAACAUCGUGUACAGUGCCCGGUGCCAGGCGUUGUGGGGGAAGCAGUGUCCACGUACAGAGGGAUGA